Phalaenopsis equestris is the source of this 725-nucleotide messenger RNA. RefSeq names its product early nodulin-like protein 3. Gene Ontology annotation, molecular function: electron transfer activity. Gene Ontology annotation, cellular component: plasma membrane. The record is from RefSeq and is a predicted model, not a curated record. Bases 72 to 638 code for a protein of 188 amino acids. NCBI's taxonomy places the organism in Eukaryota, Viridiplantae, Streptophyta, Magnoliopsida, Asparagales, Orchidaceae. The transcript has 2 exons.
CUCGACCACCAGUUUAAAUUCCUCCCUCCACUCACUCCUCCCAAAACCUACCAGACCCCUCUCGCUCCUCCAUGGCUUCUUCCCUCUUCCUUCUCGUCGUCUUCCUCGCAUUUAGCAGCAUAAUGAUUACAGAAGCAAAGGAAUUCGUCGUGGGCGGCAAGCCCAACUCAUGGAAAAUUCCUUCUUCUUCCUCCGCAGAUUCUCUCAACCAGUGGGCGGAGUCUAACCGCUUCCAAGUCGGCGAUUACCUCGUGUGGAAUUAUGAUGCCGAGAAGGACUCUGUUCUCCAGGUGACAAAGACGGAUUACCUGACCUGCAAUAUUACAAGCCCCAUUGCCGAGCACAAGGAUGGCGACACGAAGCUGAGGCUUCGCCGGUCUGGAGCUCACUACUUCAUAAGCGGUGUCGAAGGGGCUUGCGUGAAAGGGGAGAAGCUUCUUGUUGUUGUAUUGUCUGAGAAUCACAGAGUUGGAUUCAGGGGUAGUGCGUCGCCCACGCCGGCUCCGGCGGAGUUUGACGGCAGUUCUUCGGCUAUUGCUCCGGCGACUGGCGGCGCGUCUACCGCUGGAAGAGGGCUAUUGGGUGCUGUUUUGGGUUUGGUGAUCGGUGGCAGUGUUGUUGGCCUAUUGGUGGCUUGAGAAGUUUUAUCCCCUUUGUUUAUUUGUUAUUUUUGAAAUUGUUUUAUGUAACGGCUAUAUUGCUCGACUGAAGCUUAAUGAAUUAUU